This is a messenger RNA of Nematolebias whitei (Rio pearlfish), 2106 nucleotides long. Its product is annotated as MAP/microtubule affinity-regulating kinase 4. Gene Ontology annotation, molecular function: ATP binding; protein serine/threonine kinase activity; tau-protein kinase activity. The record is from RefSeq and is a predicted model, not a curated record. Gene Ontology annotation, cellular component: cytoplasm. Gene Ontology annotation, biological process: microtubule cytoskeleton organization; protein phosphorylation; intracellular signal transduction. The transcript has 17 exons. Bases 271 to 2040 code for a protein of 589 amino acids. Lineage: Eukaryota; Metazoa; Chordata; Actinopteri; Cyprinodontiformes; Rivulidae.
GUGUUGCUAGGGGCAAGCCGUUCAGACAAGGCCACGAGCCAGUCCAGCCGCUCUCUGGGGGCCCGCUGCAGGAACUCCAUCGCCUCCUGCUCCGACGAGCAGCCACACAUCGGCAACUACCGUCUGCUCAAGACCAUUGGAAAGGGAAACUUUGCUAAAGUCAAGUUGGCCCGCCACAUCCUGACCGGCAGGGAGGUUGCAAUAAAAAUCAUUGACAAAACGCAGUUGAACCCAACCAGCCUACAGAAGCUUUUUCGUGAGGUACGAAUAAUGAAAGGCCUGAAUCACCCUAACAUAGUGAAACUGUUUGAGGUGAUUGAGACAGACAAGACCCUUUACCUGAUCAUGGAGUAUGCCAGUGGAGGGGAAGUGUUUGACUACCUCGUGUCUCAUGGAAGGAUGAAGGAGGUCGAAGCCAGAGCCAAAUUUCGACAGAUUGUCUCUGCUGUCCACUAUUGCCACACCAAGAAAAUUGUCCACAGAGAUUUAAAGGCGGAGAACCUUCUGCUGGAUGCUGAUGCCAACAUCAAGAUUGCAGAUUUCGGCUUCAGCAAUGAGUUCACGUUAGGAACCAAGCUGGACACUUUCUGUGGCUCUCCCCCUUAUGCUGCCCCGGAGCUUUUCCAGGGAAAGAAGUAUGACGGGCCUGAGGUGGACGUUUGGAGUUUGGGCGUCAUACUCUACACUCUGGUCAGCGGCUCACUGCCUUUUGAUGGGCAGAAUCUCAAGGAGCUGAGGGAGCGUGUGCUGAGAGGGAAGUACCGUGUGCCCUUCUACAUGUCGACCGACUGCGAGGGCAUCCUUCGCAGAUUUCUGGUGCUCAAUCCCACCAAACGCUGCACGCUUGAGCAAGUCAUGAAGGAUAAAUGGAUCAACACAGGGUAUGAGGGGGACGAGCUGAAGCCUCAUAUUGAACCUGUGGAGGACUACAGUGAUCCGACUCGUAUCGAGGUGAUGGUCGGGAUGGGCUUCACUCCAGAUGAAAUCAAAGAUUCUCUGCUCAAUCAGAAGUACAACGAGGUCACAGCCACCUACUUACUGCUCGGACGAAAAGGCGACGAAAGCAGUGAUGCCCGCACGGCUAGCAGCCUGUCUUUGGCAAGAGUUCGACCAAGCCCCAUCACCAAUGGGACCACCAAGCACUCGUCAGCCACUGGUUCCUCCUCCUCCACCUCCUCCUCACAUAGCAAGACCCAGCGCAGUUCCUCCACGUAUCACAGGCAGCGACGACACAGCGACUUCUGCGGACCUUCCAUGCCCGUCAUGCACCCGAAGAGGAGCCCGACCAGCACAGGUGACCGGGAGCUGCGGGAGGGCAGGAUGCCGUCACGUAAAGCCAGCUGCAGUGUGAUGGGGAGCCACAGCCUGCCUCCCUCCAGCCCAAUGGUCAGCAGUGCCAACAACCCCAACAAGUCGGAGAUCCCUGACCGCCGCAAGGACAUGAUCGCCACCACGAAUAACAUCCCUGGGAGCACCAUGACACGUCGGAACACGUAUGUGUGCACAGAUCGCUCAGGCGUUGACAGGCACUCUCUGCUGCAGAAUGGCAAAGAAAAUAGCUCUCUGGGCCAUCGCAUGCCUGCAGCUUCUCCCUCCACACUCAGCAUCUCUGGAGCUGGAGCAGCCUCCUCCUCAUCCUCCUCUUCAGACCGAUGCCGCCUGACACGAGGCUCAACAGUCCGCAGCACGUUUCAUGGGGGACAGCUAAGGGAUCGUGGCCCUCUGGUUUACUCUGCACCACCCACAUCACCCACCCUGUCCCACCAUGAAGCCAGCCCGCUGCCCCAUGCCCGCACCAGGGCGACUUCCAACCUCUUCACCAAGCUAACCUCAAAACUCACUCGCAGGGUCAACCUUGACCCGUCCAAGCGCCAGGGCUCAAACAAAUCAGUCUCAGGCUGUUCUCUUCCACAAGGAUCAAAAACAGUUAGGUCACAAAUGAAUCUGAGGGAAUCAGGAGAUUUGCGGUCACAAGUUGCCAUCUAUCUGGGUAUCAAAAAGCGUCCGAGCCCCGGGCCAUCGGACGUGGCUGGAAUCUGAGAGGAUGUGGGCAGCGAGACCCUGUGGAGGUGGUACUGGCUUUGCGGGAGGCGGCGCUCGGAUGUG